CGCCCCGGUCCCGGGACGGCCAAUGCGCUUCCAGAGGAGGCAGAGCCGGGGUCGGAGCCGGGGAAAAACGUCAAACUCAACUUUCUCACCUUGAAGGGAAUUAAGCGCUUCCAAUGCUUCCCCUUCUGCCGCCCUCCCCACCAGCCCAUCCUCCCCGGGACAGCCCUCCGACGGCCCAGGCUUACUUCCCCGGCUGCCCCCUGACCCUCGCGGAGAAGAGAACCGAGUAGGGGGCGGCACCGGCCACCGGUCCCUUCGGUCACUGCUGCCCAGGAUCCGGGCAGCGGCAGCGGCGGGGCUGCGGGGCUCGAUGCGGCGGCCAUGGGGCGCGGGUCCCCUCUCGGGCCGUGCCUGCUGCGGGCAGCGCUGCUGCUCGCCCUCUGCCCCGCCGCCGGCGGCACCUGGAUGUGGCUGGGCAUCGCUGCAGCCGACGGGCCGGAGAAGCCGGGCUGCACCAGUCCUCCCCUGAGCCGCCGGCAGCAGGACCUUUGCAAGGAGAAGCCGGAGCUUGUGCCCGCCAUCCGGGAGGGAGCGCGCCUGGGCCUCCAGGAAUGCCGCAGCCAGUUCCGACACGAACGCUGGGACUGCCGCCCGCAGCCCGCCGCCCGCCGCGGACCCGCCGUCCCGGCAGCGGCCUUCGGGCACCAGCUCAGCAGCGGCACGAAGGAGACCGCGUUCAUCUCUGCGGUGACCUCUGCAGGCCUGGUGCACUCGGUGACGCGAUCCUGCAGCGCGGGAAACGUCACCGAGUGCUCCUGCGACACGAACCUGCGGCACGGGGGCUCGGCCAGCGAGGGCUGGCACUGGGGAGGCUGCUCGGAUGAUAUCCACUACGGAAUGUCCUUCAGCAGAAAGUUCCUGGAUGUGCCCGUGAAGAACCUAACGGGCAAGAGCGGGCUGGUGGCAAUGAACCUGCACAACAACGAGGCUGGGAGGCAGGCUGUAGCAAAGCUGAUGUCAGUGGAUUGCCGAUGUCAUGGUGUCUCUGGGUCCUGCGCUGUGAAAACUUGUUGGAAAACAAUGUCUUCCUUUGAAAAGGUUGGCUGGUUUUUAAAAGAUAAGUAUGAAAACAGCAUACAGAUAUCAGACAGACUGAAAAAAAAGCUGCGCAGGAAAGAGAAAAGCCAGAGAAAAAUACCAAUUGGGAAAGAAGAUCUGCUCUAUGUGAACAAAUCCCCCAAUUAUUGUGUUGAAGACCAAAAAUUGGGCAUCCCUGGCACGCAGGGGAGAGAAUGUAACCGCACUUCGGAGGGACCUGAUGGCUGUAACCUCCUCUGCUGUGGGCGUGGGUACAACACCCACGUUGUCAGGCACGUGGAAAGGUGUGAAUGCAAGUUUGUCUGGUGCUGCUACGUGCGCUGCCGGAGAUGCGAGACCAUGACCGAUGUGCACACCUGCAAAUAAGAUGAAGUACAGGAAACACGGCAAAGCCAUUCUGCACUGAUUGCUGCCCAAAGCAGGACAGUAAUUACUCUUACCAAGGGGGAUUGCAGGGGAUCAGCCUCAGUGAGAACGGGGACUGCCAAACAAAGGGCACUCCAGGCAUUUGGAGUAUGAAAGAGCAACCAAGUGAGCAGCAGCCUGCAUGCAGAGACAGCUGAAACAACAAAACAGGGCUUCUGGUGGCACAUUUGAACAUGUAACCAUGACCAGGGACAGACACUAGAUUUCCCAGGUUUUUAACAGCCACAGCAUCCUGAAGAUCCAUGUGGUCAGUAGGCCCAGCGGAGAAAAUUCUAGAACUCAAUUAGUCAGUGACAAAAGAGUUGAGAGGUCAUGUAGAGACAUAUUAGAUACAAUCUUUGUGUCUGUAUUUUUAGUGCAGGGACUAGAUCACCCAGCAGAUGGUUCAUUUCUGCAGGUUUUGCAGAAUAACAAAAGAUAGGAGAAAUGUGCUGUUGUCCAUGAAGCAUUAGCUUAGUGAUCACUCUGAAAGCUGUUUUCUGUGUAAUGUGCAGAGAAGCAUCUGGUACUGAGACAUGUGGGUGACUGCAGAGGCCUGGGCAGUCCAUCGGCAUGAAGCAAGCUGUGUAUGGAGCAGAGGGGCUGGAGUACAAUGAGAACUGUGUACCAAAUAGCAACUGUGGGA
Molecule: messenger RNA, 2089 nt
Organism: Calypte anna (Anna's hummingbird)
Lineage: Eukaryota; Metazoa; Chordata; Aves; Apodiformes; Trochilidae
Gene: WNT16
Product: Wnt family member 16
Exons: 4
Coding region: 322-1404 (360 amino acids)
Biological process (GO): neuron differentiation; cell fate commitment; multicellular organism development
Cellular component (GO): extracellular region
Molecular function (GO): cytokine activity; frizzled binding
Source: RefSeq, a predicted model, not a curated record